Aspergillus lentulus is the source of this 2136-nucleotide messenger RNA. The record is from RefSeq and is a predicted model, not a curated record. Lineage: Eukaryota; Fungi; Ascomycota; Eurotiomycetes; Eurotiales; Aspergillaceae.
AUGAGACUCAUUUCGGAGACUUUACUCGAGGCACCUAGGCGCUCAAACCCGAUUCCAAAUGCCGCAGGCACUCUUGCAGUGUAUACUCAAAGCACGUACUCUUUUCGCUCUCAAACAGAGAAAAAGGAGAUCCGCGUUGUAAACCUUUCGACUGGUCGAUCGUGGUGUGUCACUGAGAAUCCCAACGCCAGAUCACCUCAAUGGGUGUCAAAAAGCGAUCAGAUUAUAUGGCUUGAAUGGCUGGAAAGCGGCAACACUGACUUGAUGGUCGAUGACGCAAAGGGCACUAUCACUGAGAUCUAUAAAGCGGGCACAGUCCCCGGCCAAGCCUUUGACCUCAAGGUGACCGGGCAACUGCCGUUUCGAGAGGACAACGAUAAUGAACUCGCGUUUGCGAUCAGUGGCAGGGCGAAUCCAGAUGGAUCUCUGGUGAACCCAAGGCAGAUUGCGGAAUCCACUGGCCAUAGCACUGGCCGAUUCUACUCUACCCUUCCUGUCAGGGAUGAAUGCUCGUAUGCAAGCGAAUUGAGGAACUCCAUCUGGUAUGGGUAUCUUCGAAGAGGACCUGAGGCGGGAAGUCGGUAUAGUAUCUCAGGCAUAUCCAAUCUAAUGAUAUUUGCGGGACUAGAGGGGUUAGAAUCGCCCAUGUCACCUCUGGGAGGGGAAGAGAGCUCGCGAGAAUUUGAAAUUUGCCCCUUUGCCGUGGUAUUUAUUACUAGGGACAAGGAAGUUAACAAUGCUACUCAUACAGCAUGCUCAUGCUAUGUCCAACCCGUGGAACGGUGGGAUCAGCAGAACAGAGACCCUAUCUAUCCAGCAAGACGGUAUCGGGGAUUAGGAGGAGCAAUAUCAUUAGUUACAGUGGACAAGUCAGAUGAAAAUCGACCAAUAGCCAUUAUAUCUCAGAAGAGAGAUGGACACACGGCCGACAAAUAUCGCAUCAUGUACAUACCGCUUGCAUUAUUCGAAAACGUGUAUGAGAUAUUCGCAUCUGCUGAUGGCAAUGGGCUAUGGGAUCUUAGCCCAUGCGCCAUCUCAUUUGGAAACAACGGUACGCUUCUUAUCCAGGCUGAGCAGAAUGGGCGGAUGAUGCUGUAUCAUCUUGGACUUCGUGACUUCGAGAGAUUGCGUCCUGCGGCGUUGAGUCUGGUUGAUCCUUGGGGUUUUGGAUCUAUUACGCAUGUAACACCCGUGCGAUCGGACUCAUCGAAAAUCCUGAUCACUCAGAGCAGCCUAGUUGAGACCCCCACGUGGAAUAUUCUUAACCUAGCCGCUCCGACCGAGUCUCCAAAGGUAUUGUCUGCGAGUCGCCCAAUGGAUUUGGGGCUCUCUAAGGCACAAGUCAAUUCUAUUUGGUUUGAUAGCAGUGGGAAUCGCAGAAUCCAUGCCUGGGUGAUUAAACCAUCCAAGUUCGACCCACAGCAACGAUACCCAUUGGCAUUCUUCAUCCAUGGCGGCCCUCAUAGUGCGUGGAACAAUCAGUGGAGUGUCCAAUGGAAUCUAGCAUUAUUUGCAGAGCAUGGCUUUGUUAUUGUUGCACCCAAUCCAGCAGGCAGCUCUGGCUUUGGGCAAGCUUUCAAAGAUUCUAGCCAGUAUUCCUGGGGCGGGCUGCCUUAUACAGAUCUUGAGAGAUGCUUUGAAUAUCUGCAACAAAAGGAGAGCCUCCAAUACAUUGACACUGCUCGCUCCGUCGCGGUUGGUAUCGGGUACGGAGGAUAUAUGGUCAACUGGAUCCAAGGCCACGAGCUUGGUCGUAAAUUCAAGGCCCUUGUGACACAUGACGGGAUUUUUAGUAUGACCUCCCAGUUAGCCAGCAAUCGGCAACAUUUUAUCAAUGAAAUUGGAGGUCCCAUUUGGGAAACACCGGGUGAGUGGAGGAAAUGGGAUCCAGCACAAUUUACUGCAAGCUGGCAUACUCCCCAUUUGGUCAUCCAUUGCGAGUUGAAUUACAAAAGGGUCAUUGCUGAUGGAUUAGCCGCUUUCAAUGUUCUCCAGCUCAGAGGCAUGGAAAGUGCGCUCCUGGUAUUUCCAGACGAAGGGGAUCCGAUUGUAAAUCCGGAAAAUAAUUUGCUUUGGUAUCGCACUGUGAUUGAGUGGAUGAGAAAGUACACUUCUCAAAAACCUGAUGAUUAUUGA